This is a messenger RNA of Anopheles cruzii, 1601 nucleotides long. It is a transcript of the gene SF2, whose product is annotated as serine/arginine-rich splicing factor 1A. Bases 61 to 759 code for a protein of 232 amino acids. Gene Ontology annotation, molecular function: mRNA binding. Lineage: Eukaryota; Metazoa; Arthropoda; Insecta; Diptera; Culicidae. The record is from RefSeq and is a predicted model, not a curated record. The transcript has 4 exons. Gene Ontology annotation, cellular component: nucleus; ribonucleoprotein complex; cytoplasm.
GUUUGACGUGUUUGCACAGAAGCUUCGAAAGGAACUGUUUUUAAAAGCCAUUUAGAAAAUAUGUCGAGUCGGAGCAACGAAUGUCGUAUCUACAUCGGUAACCUGCCGCCGGAUAUUCGCACCAAAGAUAUUCAAGAUCUGUUCCACAAGUUCGGCAAAGUGACAUUCGUGGACCUGAAAAAUCGUCGCGGGCCGCCAUUUGCUUUCGUCGAGUUUGAGGACGCCCGCGAUGCUGACGAUGCGGUCAAGGCGCGCGAUGGAUACGAUUACGAUGGGUACCGGCUGCGGGUGGAGUUUCCGCGUGGCGGUGGCCCGGGAAGCUACCGUGGGAGCCGGCAGAGCAACAGUGAUCGCAGCAGCCGUAGCGAUCGCGGAAACCGAGGACCUCCGGCUCGCCGAUCGCAGUUCCGCGUAAUGGUUUCCGGACUGCCGUCGUCCGGUUCGUGGCAGGAUCUGAAGGACCACAUGCGCGAAGCCGGGGACGUUUGCUUCGCGGACGUAUACAAGGAUGGAACCGGUGUGGUGGAGUUCCUGAGGCACGAGGACAUGAAGUAUGCGAUUAAAAAGCUCGACGAUUCCAGGUUCCGCUCGCACGAGGGAGAAGUGGCGUACAUUCGCGUACGGGAGGAUUCGGGAAAUGACGAUAAGCGGGGAGACUACCGUGAUAGAUCGUAUUCGCCACGCAGACGAAGAGGGACACCAACCUACUCACCGGUACAACGCAGCGUCUCGCGAUCGCGCUCCCGUUCCUAUCACUAAAUCUGGCCACAUCCCGGAGACGUAAAGUAAUUUUAUUUCAAACCAACAUUUAAACCCUCCCUAUGUUUGAGGUAUCCUGCGGCGAGAUCGAAGGAAAGGCAAGCGAUCGAGAAAGACAGCAAGAGUUUCAGGCCGAAAGUUUGGUUAGCAUUUUACUGACGAUGAUUGGCCAUUUUUAGUUUUAAUUGCGACAAAUCGAACGGUCGGUGGUGGUUUAUUUUCUUCAUUGACUCAGUUGCGUUCAUCGAUCACAGUAGAGUAAAACCAGAACCAGACAAGCACCCAGAUAAUUGUACACGAUACGGUUUUGUUAAUUUUCUUCGAAUCGUUCCGUUCUGGCCAUUACGGAGAUAGAUGGGGGUGCGACAAGAAGGUAGAAAACAUUCCUCUAAGCAAGGAUAUCGAAGGGCGUCUCCAACGGGUAACAGAAAGAAAAUCAAAUUAUUAUUGGAAAUUCAGAACAACCAAUGCAAGAGUGCGCGGUACCCAUUCCGGCAAUAAUCGUGUUUUCGCGUGUGUGUGUGUUUCUCGAUAGGGCACCGGUUCAGACGAUAAAGUGAUGAGGGGCGUGUGCGACCAUUUAUUCAGAAACAACGCAAAUAUUUGUGGAAAGAUAGGUACAAUUCGGGCUUCGAAUUUCAUGGUGACUUCGCGGAGCAAUACAACAUUAUGUCCUAUGAUUGUAUUAAGAACUAAUCCUGGCAGUGCGGCGCGGCGCAACGUUUCUUGAAUACGUCCCCUAACCAACCGCCCCGUUUUCUUAACUUGCCAACAUAGACCAACUUACACCAACAAUCUGCAAAGCAUAAGUUUUCCAAUCUACCUAUGCUGAUGUACGUCGA